Molecule: messenger RNA, 1502 nt
Organism: Xiphias gladius (swordfish)
Lineage: Eukaryota; Metazoa; Chordata; Actinopteri; Istiophoriformes; Xiphiidae
Gene: srd5a2b
Product: steroid-5-alpha-reductase, alpha polypeptide 2b
Exons: 5
Coding region: 259-1017 (252 amino acids)
Biological process (GO): steroid biosynthetic process
Cellular component (GO): membrane
Molecular function (GO): 3-oxo-5-alpha-steroid 4-dehydrogenase activity
Source: RefSeq, a predicted model, not a curated record
UCAGCAAUUUAACAUCAGCGCUUGCAUUCCAAGGUGGAAAGGAUAAUCAUAACCUCACCUCCGGUAAUGUUUGUACUCAUGCUGUGAAAAGAGAGUAGUCACAAGUUGCAGCCUGCUGACACAGUUUUAUCCUUGCUUGGGGAGGAGUCAGAGAGGCUUUUUAUAUCCACUUAACUUGAUACGGACACUUAUGAUUAGUUUUCCAAGCAGAAAAUAUUACUUCAACACUGGCUGACCCUGAGGGCACAGACCUGCGAGAUGCACUGUUACGGAGACUUGGUCAACUGUCUCAGCUGUGGGAUCAUCCUGAUAGGACUCGGGCACUUGGUCCAUCAUAAGAGGAUGCAAAGCUCCUACGGGCGCCACAUGGUAUUCUCUCCUCCAGCUAGGACAGUCCCGGCCAGACUAGCCUGGUUCCUCCAGGAGAUACCAGCUUUCUCGAUUCCCCUGCUUUUAAUGUUCACCUCGCAGAAUCCCUCCAUUGUGGGGAAGUACCUGCUCCUCAGGUCCUUUUGCAUACUCUACCUUCAAAGGACAUUUGUCUAUUCCCUGCUGACCAGAGGACAGCCUUUCCCACUGGGUGUAAUGAUGGCAGGAGGUUUCUUCUGCUCUCUGAAUGGUUUCCUGCAAGGACACUACCUGCUGCACUGUGCUCAGUUUGAUGACGAAUGGUUAGCUGACUAUCGCUACAAAACUGGUUUAGUAACGUUUUACGUUGGAAUGGCCAUCAAUAUACACAGUGACUAUAUUCUACGUAAUCUAAGAAAACCAGGAGAAGUAAUUUACAAGAUUCCUAAAGGAGGUCUGUUUGAAUAUGAUUCUGGUGCCAACUACUUAGGAGAGAUUGUGGGGUGGUUUGGCUUUGCUUUGGCCACCUGGUCCCUUCCAGCCCUCUCCUUCGCUAUGUUAAGCACGAGUUUCAUUGGACCAAGAGCCUAUUACCAUCACAGGUUUUACCGAGAGAAAUUCAAAGACUAUCCCAAGUCACGAAAGGCUUUGAUUCCAUUCAUCUUCUAAAUGAAAAGCACCUGACGGUCAUCUUGUGAGAGCAGACAAUAAUUGAACCAACAGCAGAAGACAAGCACAGGAAUCUGCGAUCCUGCUGUAGUAUUUUUAAGCAAAAAUGACACUCAUUUUACUUCAUAAGAAGCUAUCUUGAUUUUGCUUUCAGUCGAGUACAGUCAUUACUGUUUUGAAUUGCAGAAUACCAUUAGAACAGAUUGAUUGUUCAACUCUUUCUAUAGAAAACUGCUACAGAAGAAACUUGCAAAAAGACAAUGAUAAAAUAACUUGGUGCUAUUACGAAGAGAUUCUGUGACCAGAAAUAUAAGUUUAUUUUUUAUCAACAUAUAUGACAAAUGACACAUCUCACUACACUGAUUGUAACUUGGUUCAGAUUUCACCAGAUAUGGGCUGUCAGACUGUCUACAACUUGUCAUAAAACAUUGCGGACAGGGAGGUGUUAUGGUGGAAUACUUCAUGGGCUGAGGUUAGUCUUUGUA